Messenger RNA from Melopsittacus undulatus (budgerigar), 7213 nucleotides. It is a transcript of the gene HELZ, whose product is annotated as helicase with zinc finger. Lineage: Eukaryota; Metazoa; Chordata; Aves; Psittaciformes; Psittaculidae. The record is from RefSeq and is a predicted model, not a curated record. The transcript has 31 exons. Gene Ontology annotation, molecular function: protein binding; metal ion binding; helicase activity. Gene Ontology annotation, cellular component: P granule; cytosol. Gene Ontology annotation, biological process: regulatory ncRNA-mediated post-transcriptional gene silencing. The coding region runs from base 66 to 5894 and encodes 1942 amino acids.
GGGGACGUUGACAAGUGGAUCCAAGAUGGCGUAGAAAGUAAUGACAGGAUUUCUGUCCCUGAGUCAUGGCAGACAGAAGACCAGAGAAGUCAUGUGAACAAGCAUGUGAAUCUCUUAAGCAGCAGGAUUAUGAAGUGGCAGUGAAGCAUUGCACAGAGGCUCUCCUUUCCCUCAGCCAGUACCCCCCAGCUCACCUCCCGGAGGCAUGCCAGGCAGAAAUCGACCGCAUCAAAAUCGAGACUCUUCUGUAUAGAAUUGCUUCCUUUUUACAACUUAAAAAGUAUGGGCAAGCAGAUGAAGACUGUAGGCAUGUGCUGGGAGAGGGGCUGGCCAAGGGAGAUGGAUCUUUCCGUGCAGUGCUCUGCUGCAUGCAUCUUAAAGGGAAGCUGCAAAUUGUGUCUAAUGUUCUUUCCAAAUCACUGAUGGGUGAAUCACUGAACGGGAUGGUAACUAAAGAUCUGACACGACUGAAAACACUUCUUGCUGAAACAGAGGCAGCUGGUAAAGUACCAUCAGGAUAUCAUGUAGAAGAUUUAGAAGAAGGGUCCCGGGAUGGCUGGCACUUCCGCCCUCCACCCCGGGGAGUCACAAGCAGUGAAGAAUAUACGCUAUGUAAAAGAUUUUUAGAGCAAGGGAUCUGCAGGUACGGUGCCCAGUGUACUUCAGCACAUUCCCAGGAAGAGCUAACAGAAUGGCAGAAACGAUAUGCUUCCCGCUUGAUCCGAUUAAAACAGCAGAAGGAAAACAAGCAGUGUUCAGGCAGUUAUAUGGAAACCUUGAUUGAGAAAUGGAUGAACUCGUUAUCUCCUGAGAAAGUGCUUAGUGAAUGUGUAGAAGGAGUGAGAGUAGAACAUAAUCCUGAGCUAUCGGUAACUGUCACAACCAAAAAGUCCCAUCAGACAUGGACAUUUGCUCUCACUUGCAAGCCUGCAAGAAUGCUGUAUCGAGUGGCAUUGCUUUAUGAUGCCCAUCGCCCACAUUUUAGUAUCGUUGCAAUAUCUGCUGGAGACAGCACUACCCAGGUAUCCCAGGAAGUUCCAGAAAACUGUCAGGAAUGGAUAGGAGGAAAGAUGGUCCAGAAUGGAAUAGAUCAUUAUAUAUACAAAGUCAGUAUAGCAUUUAACACAGAAAUCUUUGGAACUUUUCGCCAAACUGUUGUAUUUGACUUUGGAUUAGAGCCAGUCCUCAUGCAACGAGUAAUGAUUGAUGCUGCUUCAACUGAAGAUCUUGAAUACCUGAUGCAUGCACGGCAACAGCUACUAACCACAGCUAAGCGUUGGGAUUCUACUUCUAAGACUAUUGUAGAAUUUGAGCCUAAUGAAACUACUGAAUUGGAGAAGAGCCUUCUUUCCAGAUACCAAAUCCCUCUGUCUGCUGACCAGUUAUUUACACAAUCUGUCCUGGACAAAUCAUUGACCAAGACCAACUAUCAGUCACGGCUCCAUGACCUCCUUUAUAUUGAGGAAAUAGCACAGUAUAAGGAAGUUAGCAAGUUCAACAUAAAAGUGCAAUUGCAGAUAGUAGCAAGCUUCAUGCUCACUGGUGUUUCUGGAGGUGCAAAGUACGCCCAAAAUGGACAACUUUUUGGCCGCUUCAAGCUCACUGAAACGCUUUCGGAAGACACUUUGGCUGGACGGCUGGUGAUGACCAAAGUCAAUGCUGUUUAUUUAUUGCCUGUCACUAAAGAGAAGUCAGCACAGACCCAAGGAACCAAAGAGAAGGUUUAUGAAGCAGCUAUUGAGGAGAAAACAAAAGAUUAUAUCUUCUUGAGGGUAUCCAGGGAAUGCUGCGAAGAACUCAAUCUUCGGGCAGAUUGUGAAAUGCAGGUUGAACUUCAGUUUCAGUUAAAUCGCUUACCCCUCUGUGAAAUGCAUUAUGCUUUGGACAGGAUUAAGGACAACAGUAUUUUAUUUCCAGAUGUCAGCAUGACUCCCACCAUCCCCUGGAGUCCCAACAGACAAUGGGAUGAGCAGUUGGACCCUCGACUAAACGCUAAGCAGAAAGAGGCUGUUCUGGCUAUCACUACUCCACUUUCAAUACAACUGCCUCCUGUUCUUAUCAUCGGUCCCUAUGGGACAGGAAAAACCUUCACUCUGGCUCAGGCAGUCAAGCACAUACUUCAACAACAGGAUACUAGCAGGAUUCUCAUUUGCACCCAUUCUAAUAGUGCUGCUGAUCUCUACAUAAAGGAUUAUUUACAUCCAUAUGUAGAAGCAGGCAAUCCCCAGGCAAGACCUCUCAGGGUAUAUUUCAGAAAUCGCUGGGUAAAGACUGUCCACCCAGUUGUGCAUCAGUACUGUUUGAUUUCAAGCACACAUUCCACCUUUCAGAUGCCACAGAAAGAAGACAUUCUUAAGCAACGAGUAGUAGUUGUUACUUUAAAUACAUCACAGUAUCUAUGUCAACUGGAUCUUGAACCAGGUUUUUUUACACACAUUCUGUUAGACGAAGCUGCGCAAGCUAUGGAGUGUGAAACUAUUAUGCCUCUAGCAUUAGCUAAUAAAAACACAAGAAUUGUCUUGGCUGGAGACCAUAUGCAGCUCAGUCCUUUUGUCUACAGUGAAUUUGCCAGGGAGAGAAACCUUCAUGUCUCAUUGCUUGAUCGGCUCUAUGAGCACUACCCUGCAGAAUUUCCAUGCAGGAUCUUGCUGUGUGAGAACUAUCGCUCCCAUGAAGCUAUCAUCAAUUAUACAUCUGAACUUUUCUAUGAAGGCAAAUUGAUGGCAAGUGGAAAGCAGCCGGCCCACAAAGAUUUCUACCCUUUGACUUUCUUCACAGCACGUGGAGAAGAUGUGCAAGAAAAAAAUAGUACAGCUUUUUACAACAACGCAGAGGUGUUUGAAGUAGUGGAGCGUGUUGAAGAAUUAAGAAGAAAAUGGCCUGUUGCCUGGGGCAAGUUGGAUGAUGGCAGUAUAGGUGUCGUAACACCUUACGCUGAUCAAGUGUUCAGGAUUCGGGCUGAACUACGGAAAAAAAGACUGUCUGAUGUCAGUGUGGAGAGAGUGCUAAACGUUCAGGGAAAACAGUUCAGAGUCUUGUUUCUCAGCACAGUACGAACACGGCAUACAUGCAAACAUAAGCAAACACCAAUUAAAAGGAAAGAGCAGUUACUGGAGGAUUCAACAGAAGACUUGGAUUAUGGUUUUCUGUCCAAUUACAAACUUCUCAACACUGCCAUUACAAGAGCACAAUCCUUAGUAGCUGUGGUGGGAGAUCCUAUUGCUUUAUGUUCCAUUGGAAGAUGCAGGAAAUUUUGGGAAAGGUUUAUUGCCCUAUGUCACGAGAAUGAAAGUCUCCACGGUAUCACAUUUGAACAGAUCAAAGCUCAGCUGGAAGCUUUGGAGUUAAAGAAAACUUAUGUGUUGAACCCACUGGCUCCUGAGUUUAUCCCGCGAGCUCUUCGGCAUCAGCAUUCAGCCAAUACCACCAAACAGCAGCAGUCACCACCAAAGGGCAAGGUCCAUCAUCACAACCAGAAUGACCAUUUCCCACCUGAUGGAAUUGUUCAGCCCAAUCCUUCUGUUCUAAUCGGAAAUCCUAUCCGAGCAUAUACUCCUCCCCCUCCUCCUCUGGGACCUCACCCCAAUCUGGGGAAAUCUCCAAGUCCUGUUCAAAGGAUAGAUCCACACACUGGGACAAGUAUUCUAUAUGUACCUGCUGUUUAUGGAGGAAAUAUGGUCAUGUCUGUGCCUUUGCCUGUACCAUGGACGGGGUAUCAGGGUAGGUUUGCAGUUGACCCUCGACUCAUUACUCAUCAAGCAGCUAUGGCAUAUAAUAUGAACCUGUUACAGGCACAUGGGCGUGGGUCUCCUAUACCUUAUGGCCUGGGACAUCAUUCACCAGUUAAUAUAGGACAACAGCAACAGCUUCAGCAUCAAGACAAGGAGCAACAUGAACAAAAUCGAAACGGUAAAAGUGAAAACACUGUAGGACCUGAAAUCACUAAAAUUCGAACACCUGAGAAGAAACCUGUCGAAUCCAAGCAGGUUGACUUAGAAGCAAAUUCUCAAAACAGAAGCCCCGAGUCCCGUUCCAGUGUUGGUUAUCCUAAUGCUAAAUUUCAUCGCAAAGAGAACCUUAACCCCAGGCAGCUGAACCUCCAUCUCACCCCACCCCACUCACAGUACGCAGUUCCCAAUCGCCACUUCCAGCACCUGGCACAGAUCCCAAGGCAGCCAUACCCUCUGCAGCAACAGCAAAACCUUUUAAGUCAACAACAAAACCAUUUGCCUGAACAACAAAACCAAAUGCCACCCCAGCAAAGCCAGGUAGUUCAGCAGCAUAAUCAUUUGAACCAGCAGCCUCCACAACCUUCGCAGCUUUCCCCUGCUUACCAGGCAGGCCCCAGCCAGUCUUUUUUUAAUAAUCCCAUUCCCCACCGACCACAUUCUCCUGCUGUAGAUGCUGUGAUUUCAGAACAACACCCCCCACCUAUGUUACAAGAAGUCAGUAAUCCUUUGAGGCCUAUUGCCCAGCACAACCCUGUUCUGCCAACCCACUUGAACAACUUCAUUGAAGAGAAUCCAUCAGGAAUGCCCUUAGGGGACACUUUAGAUCGUAUGCAUGGAAAUGUAGCUUUGGAAACAAUAAGGCAGCAACAACAAGCCAGGUUACAGCAAUGGAAUGAACAUAAUGCCUAUCUCAGUCAAGGCACUAUUCCAUAUCAACACCAUCACCAUCCUCAUCUACCACAUCUUCCUCAGCAGCCAAUUGGAUUGCAUCAACAGCAGCAAGUUAGGGCAAACUGGAAACUUGCCAGUAAUACAGAAGAUGAAACAGAGGCAACAUAUUCAAGAUUCCAGGAUUUGCUCAGAGAACUGUCACACCGUGAUCAAAGUGAAAGUCGGGACUUAACUGAAAUGCCACCCCCUCAGUCAAGACUGUUGCAAUACCGACAAGUUCAGCCCAGAAGCCCACCAGCACUCCCUUCUCCUUCCUGCAACUCUAACCACAGCGGUCACUUCCCUAACUUCACUGAAAACAACAGAGACAUUGAAAUACCCAAUAACCCAGCAUUUCAGCAGCAUUUACCCCAAAUAUACAAUCCCCCUUUCUCAAUGCCAUCUGAACAUAUAACCCCAUCUCCCUUGAAAUACCUGCAACCUGAUGGAUCGUGGACUUAUGCUAACCUACAGCAGAAUCACCUUAUGGGGCAGGGCUUUCAUUAUGGUAUACCUCCAUUGCCCCACAGGUCGCAACAAAACCCUUUUAUACAGAUACAGAAUCAUCAGCAUGCAGUCGGUCAGGAGCCAUUUCAUCCACUCGCAUCUCGAGCAGUAUCUGCUUCUUCGCUCCACAGCUUAGAAGAGUAUGAACCAAGAGGACCAGGCAGGCCAUUGUACCAAAGAAGAAUUUCCUCUAGUUCAGUCCAGGCUUGUUCUGAAGAAUUAAGCACUCCUCAAGACAGUCUUGGUCAGUGUAAAGAGCUUCAGGACCACAGUAACCAGUCAUCUUUCAACUAUUCAUCACCUGAGUUGUGGGUAAACUCCUCCUCAUCUGCCCCAUACCCAAACAUUCCAUGCAACGGAGCCAACAGAGCAGUUCCAGCCCGGGAGUUGUUAGCUCCACCGAAGACGGUCAAGCCCCCAGAGGAACACCUGAAGGCCGAGAACAUCCAGCUCUCCAACUCCUUCAACUACAGCGUGCUACAGCAUCUCGGCCAGUUCCCACCUCUCAUGCCCAACAAGCAGAUCGUCGAGUCCAACAGCAACAGCCAGCAGAACGCUGGGGGGAGCAAGCCUGUCAUGUCCUACGCAAGUGCUCUGCGGGCUCCGCCAAAGCCCAAACCUCCUCCUGAGCAGACAAAAAAGAAUAGCGACCCUUUGUCUUUGUUUCAGGAACUUAGCCUAGGUAGUUCAUCAGGUAGCAAUGGCUUUUACUCCUAUUUUAAAUAACCAGAUUAUUUUUUUUAGAGAGAAUUUAAUUUUUAUUUGUGUCGGUAGAUCUAAGAUAGUUGGGGCUUCACCCGUAGUUGCAACUAUUCCCUUUGUUUAUAUUAGUAACUAUAGCCUCACUUAAUUGCUUUGCUGCUAGACUUGCAACUAAUUUUGGGGGUUGGUUUUUUUUGUUUGUUUUUUUAAUUAUAUUCCAUUAUUUUGCUUUUUUUUUUUUUGGAUGUGGGUUGGGGUUUUUUUUGGAAGCUUUUCUGUAGGAAAACACCUGUUAUUUUUUAAGUUGUGUAACGUUACUGAUCUGUUGCAUUGAACUAGCAGCUGGGAGGUUCUCACCUGUCCAACAAAAAAAAGAAAACAAAAAAGGCAAAAAAAAAGGCAAAAAAAAGGCAAAAAGACAAAAAAAAAGUUUGUCUAAAUUGUAUUUAAGAAGAUUGUAAGUAGCAUUUACAUUUAUUCAAUAACAUUAGCAUACUAUGCUGGGUUUCUGUACCAGAAAUGGCCAGUUAAUGUAAAAAUGUAUGUUAUUUCUGCUUAAAUUCAUUUAAUUUUCUUUCUUUUUCUUUUUUUUUUUAAAUAAAGUUGCAGCAUCUUCUAAAUCCUUUCAGUUUUAUCAGUUUUUUGUGAAGGGAUGCUGCAUUCUCAGACUUUUCUAGUUUUAGAUUCUGUAUGAUGUGGUAUUGUAUUUUCCAUCCACUGUAGGGUAAAGUGAAGGCAUUCUUUGCAGACACCUUUGCCAUUGUUUGGAAACAUUCAGAUAAAAAAAGUAUUGGUAUACUUUAAAAUAAUAAAAAAAAGAAAAUAUAAAAAAGCAAAAAAAAAGUUAAAAAAAAGAAAAAAACCCUAACAAAAAAAAAACCCAACAAAGAAACUCUACAUUUUAUUUUUGGACAAGCUGGUAAUAGAAGCUUGUUUGAAAAGUUAAUUUGAUAGGUUUUUUAAAUGAAUUAUGAAGCUGAAAAUAAAUUUUUAGGUAUGUUGGUGCUUAGUAGAUUUAAUAACUAUUUUAAAAAGGACAAAAAAAAAGCGUGAUUUUAGUAAAACUACCUUUUUUUUUGUUGGUUUGUUUCAGUUUUUUUUUCCACUAUGCAUGUGUAAAUGUUUGUAAUCUGGCUUCUCCCCCUCUCCAGUGGUAUAAAGAAUUGUGCCGCUUGAAUUCUUUUUUUCCUUUCUUAUCCUUUUUUUUCCUCUCUCCGGUAAAACUUUUGGUACAUUAUUUGAUGUUUACAUUAAAAUGUGACAUUAUACAAGGAAAUUCAGAUAUUUUGCUAACUGUUUUGUUUGAGGAACAUCAUUAAAGAAGAGAUUUAAUGUUUGUCAAA